AGCUUCUUCAUUCAUUCAGUCCCAAGGCAAACCGUAAAGAAACUCAUCUUCUUAUUCGAUCGGAUUCAGCUUCGGCAUUCGGUAACUCCGCUGACUAAAUUAUGCUGAUUUUAAUGAAGCUAAUGUCUGUAUUCCUUAGCGGUCCUUAAAACUUAGAACUCAGGAAUUCCAUUAACGCAAAUGGAUUCUUUAGACGCUGUGCCAUCCGCUGAUUACGCAUCUUUGCUAACCUUAUCUCCACCUAAUGAGACUGCACUGCAAUUCACAGUUGACCGAAAUCAAAAUUUUAACAAACCCAAUCAAGUACAUAUUUAUGCUCAAGUCACUCAAAAUGGACACUGUCACGGAAAUGCAGCCCCAUGUCAAGAAUCGAAGACAAGUAAGAUGUCAAAAGUUGAAGUCAAAAGUAAAGUUAAUCUAAGCAAAACUUGUUUACCGGAUACAAGUUUACUCAGAAGCUCAGCACUUUCUUUAAGUCAUUCAAAUAGUGCUCCAGAUGUUAGACGACCCUAUCCAAAUCUUCCAAGUUUAUGUCCUAACAGUUAUGGAUCACUUAAUGUCACUAAAGUCGAUAGUAAAGUGCUCAAGAAAGAGACAGAAACCUCUAAUGAUUCGUCCGUGUUUUCAAUUAGUGGACGUAGAGUAGUGGUCUCAAGUGGCUUUAAAGGAAACAAUGAUAAAAAGAAAACUAAUGGUAUUCAUCUGCCUUCUACUACAGUUGAUGUACAAAAUGAAAGGGCGAGUGUUUGGUCUAGAAGAUCUUCCGUGGAUAGUCAGACCGAAACAAAGAGGCGGAAACUUCAAGUGUGUACGGACUGCUUUUCUCUAUGUCUCUUUGUUCCGGGAACUGUACUCUGCAUUCUUAGCCCUUGGUUAUUAGUGCCCAUAUAUAUAAUUCCAAACUUUUCUGGGAGUCAUUUCCAAACUCUUAUAUGGAUCAGCUGUAUUGGUUCUGCCAUAUUAGUUUUCAUGGGCUGCAUGGUAGGCAACCUCGUGUGGUACAGAAAAGGAGAAGAUUGGAAAUGUCGUCUACAUUGCGGAAAAGGACCUAAAAAUCAUUACUGGGGCGACAGUUUAACAUCAAGAAGAACGUUGCACACCGUUUGAUAAGAAAUUAGGCAUCAUUACCUAUUGGAAUCAAGAACCAAAUAUUAAGUCUGUUAUUUCAAAUUAAAAUUAUAAUAUCCUACUAAGUCACUGAAACUUAGAAAGAUCAUUUCUUAACAGUUUAGGCUGUUUAUGAUACGUCAGGAAACAGUUCAUUUUCAGAGUUUGGAAUAUACAACGUCUAGAACCUUAAAUGAGAGGUUUUGUGGCAGUACAAGAAUAAAUAAAGUUUUCAGCUAUGUUUCUAUAUGUUAUUUUCGAAUUUCUCAAAGUAAAAAAUUUUUAUUGUAUCAAAACGUGCCUUUUUCUAUUAUGUUAUAAGAAAUUAAAAUCACUUUUUCCAUGUGCCGAUGGUAUCAUGCUCAGCACAUCCAACUAAGAACUAGAAGAUCUCGCAUCUAAUAACAGAUUAUGGCAGCAUUGACCUCGCACAUUUCUUUCUUGGGUACUGAUACAGGCACGCAUCAAGAGGGAAAUAUGAAACAUCAGUGCCAUUAUCGGGAGUUGAUUCCAGGGUCUCAGUUACUAACUGGAUGUGCUGAAUACAGGGACAUAUCAGAACUUAAUUCCUUACAAAAUUAAAAUCAGCUUAAAUAAAUGAAAACUAAUUAUUAAGAGCUUAAAUUAAUUAUUUUAAAUAUAUAAUAGUUCUAAAAUGUUAUAAAAUUUAAAUUGAUACUACUUUAGUGACAAAAACUUGAAAUAGCACUUUCUUCAUUCAAUUCAUAACAUGUUUAGCAUGCAUUAAUGAACACGGUGAAUGAGGCAAACAUUAAGGGAAACAUGAGGACUGUUAAAUCAAGGCUAGAAUAAGUAAUCCAAAAAAUAUGCGUAUUUAAUUUGAUAUGUUAUUUUUCUCACACCCAGUAUACUAUCGAAUGAAAUAAACUUGCCCAAUAUUCUGUACCAUCUUUGAAGCUAUUUCUUGCAAGUCGGAGUUCUAUUUCUUGCAAGUCUUUUCAAAGCUUUCUCAGCCUUUACAGCUAUUAUUUUGGUCUCAAAAUGUACUUUUUAGUAGUAGGAUAAAGAAAGAGUUAGGUGGAGUUAAGCCUGGACUAUAUUAGAGCUUGGGCUUUAUGAAUUUUUCAUAAAAGUAAGCUCGUAUAAUGGUAAAAAUAUGUGGUCUUGCGUUAGUGUGACCACAUAUUUUUACCAUUAUACCUAGUGAGCGUUUCCUUUGAUUUUUCAAAAAAGAUAUUUUUUGGAUUAUGCUUCAUUAAGGAUUACAGUACAAGUAUUUACCAUCUUUCACCUAAUGCAGUACAGGAAAACCUGGUCUACCACUUAUUUUAGAAUUCUGACGCCCAGUUUUUAAUUUUCCCAAUCAAGAAAACAAUAACUGAUCAGCAGGUGAUGGAAGCCUACAAGUUGACUGAAGAAUUUUGGAAAUUUCUGGGAGUAUUUUAUCGACUAAAGGAUUUCAUGAAGUUUCUGUAGCUAUUUUGUCCAGAUAAAAGCGUGAAUGACAGAAUAAUUGUUAAUAAUUUUGGGUAUUUUUUAAAGCAAGCUUAAAGGAGAAAAAUAACUACUUUACUAUAUUUUAAUUGCAUUGCACGGUAAAAACUAAACCUCAGCCCUUGAAGGAAAUGGCUUUGAAUUAUUCAUCCCGACUAAGGCUUCUUUUCCUAGGGAUCAGGCAUCCCGUUUUCGUGGGAAAAGUAAUCUGUUUAUUGUUUUGCAUUUCGAGGAAACUUUUCCCAUCUUGAGAAUUUUUUUAGAAUAAUUCACUUCUCUUAUAUUAGUUUGUUUUAAAUAUCAAUUAAGAGUGAUUUUUCUUUAAUUUUAGAAUAAAAAGAUCAUUUGUUAAACUUACUAGUAGAUUCACGAAUUUGAAAUUGCAUAAAAUAAUGAAGAAGUACAAUUGUUGUCUGUUUUACUUUAACAUUUAAAUAAAGGUGAAAUUUAUAUUACCGUAUACGCUCGUGUAAUGUCCGCAACCCAACUUUACAGAUGAAAUUUAUGUAAAAAAAAAAGUGACCCGCACAAUGUCCGCACCCCAAAAACUAAGAAUUUUUUACUUUAAAAUAUAUUUUUUAACAUCGCCUCUUUACUUUCAGUCAAUAACAUUAGUCAGUAAAGAUCUUUAAAGAAAGAAUAUGCGUUUCUUUUGUCUUUGGUUGGCGCCAGGAUGGGAAGCAGAGACUUUCCUUGUAUUCUGGUGCAGCUGUUAUACAGUGUAGUGUGUUUGUAAAUUUUAGGUAGCUAUAAGAAAACUUUAAAUUUGAUACUUUUAUUACUUAUGCCAUUUUCUUAUACUUAGCUUGGUUGUUUGAAAUGAAAUUUACACCCAAAAUUACUCACGAGUAAAAGCGCAACAUUUGAACGACCCGUGUAAUGUCCGCACCUGCAUUUUAGUGAUGUAAUUUUAGUAAAAAAAGUGCAGACAUUACGUGAGCAUGUACGGUAAUUCUGAUUUGGCUACUGGACUUUCACCACUACCAAAAUUUGAAUUUUCUAAGAAAGUAUUGAUCAGGCUUUUAAUGAAGCCUUUUAAUGAAGCCAAAGCUUUGAACAUUAUUUGCUUUUUGCAAGCAGUAGAAAGUAAUUAUGCAAGCCUGUAACGUUUGAAGAGGUUAUUUAGCCUUAAGCAACACUUAGGCAAACCUUUCCUCAAAUCCGGAAAUACUAUUCGAGCAUAGAUUUGAAAAAAUAGCUUUUAGUUAUCUGAGACAUGGAUGGAAAUAGAGCUUCCAAUAUUAUGUGCACAGUAGAUCCUGAAAUCUACUCAAGCUUUAUCUCCGUUUAAGCAAGAAAAUAUUCCUGAAAUCUGAUAAUCUUUGCUAUAAACAACUAAAAUUAACGGUUAAAGGGUCAAUACCUUGAUUCUUUUAAGAAGAUGCAUAAAAAUUUGUUUUGAGUAUAAAUUUCGAAGGUUUAUCGAAAAAGACUUUUUAAAAAAAAUUCCAAUUUGCUUUAUUUUGCACAAAUUUAACAGAAAAUAAGAAAAUAUUUUUAAUUCUUGCUUAUGAAGUGUGUAAUUUUUAGCCAUGCAAGCAUAGACAAGUGACAUUAUUCCUGGGAUCCCGGGAAGGCAAAAUGUGCAUAUUUGAGAAACGACUUCUUUAACCAGACGCGCCGACAGCUGUUCAGCACUAUCUGUACUUUUCCACGAAAUUUAGUGUUAGUAUUUAUUGAAUAUUACAUGUAUUGCAAUUUCAGCAUUUCUACUUUGUUUUAAUCACUCUUUCUGAAAAUCUGCUACUAUUAACUGUUCUUCAGAAAAACUGCUUUCUAAGAGCUAAGUUAUAGGAUCUCUUCAGGAUGCCUACCGAGUAAAAGUAUUUCGUGCCAACUUACGCAAGAGAAAGUACUAAAUUUUGAUUUAAAAAACGAACAGUACAUUCUUAAUUAUUCAAUACGCUACUUACACAUAAUUUUACAUAGAAAUAAAAUGCUAAAAUAACUCAUUCAUUUUUUAAUCCCGUUUUGUUAACAUGAUUAACUCUUCAGAAAAAGUAAAUUUUUCAUUUGAUUUUUGUUUUGGCCAAAAGAAAUCGGUUUGGUAGACAAAGGUGUUUGUAAACGAUUUAUUAUUUUAUCCUUGUUUAUUGCUAAUAUAAAAAAAUUAAUCCGUUAAGGGUGAUGAAGAGGGAGUCACAAUAUAGUUUUAACGGAUGUGUAAAUAUGGGAAUAUAUAUUCUCCUGUAGCACUUUUGAUUAUUUGUUUUCCAAAAAGGUACGUACCUUAGCUCUUUUUGAAUAUUUUUUAGUCUUCACUUGUUACUAUUAAGUUCUUCAUAUAGUCUUUAAUAACAUUCUUAAAAGUCUAAGGGACUAACACCAUAGGCCAAAAAUAGUGGAAUUUGCACCUUUCAGGAUUCAACAUCGCCAAACCUGUUAAGUAGCCAAGUAGAUAAAACAACUAAACGCUGUCAGUUCAACCGGAGUUUCAAUCCCGGGGGAAAACCAUCUACGUGGGUCGUUUUGUUGUUCUUCCAGUUUUGCAACCAAUUCUUCCUAGAAAGUCCUCAAGAGGCAGAAUGAAAAUAUGCUUAGGCAGAUUUACCUAGUGUGCUUCGCCAUAAUUGAUUAAGCAUUUAACAUUUGACCUUAAAAAUUUAUUUCAUUAGAAAAUUGGCUACAGAGCUCAUCACAAAAUCAAAAUUUUCAUUUUAAAGUCCCUGUAUCUCUUCCUGGAACUUGAAUCUUAUUGUAAACUUAUUUUCCAAUUUCACUUUCACCGUUAGGUACACAUUUUCUAGAAACAAAAACUUGCCGUAGUUUGUUGGUCGUAUCUUUUAAUUUAUUGCAGUAUUUCCUAGAUGUAGUAUAUAAAUUUUUAUUUUAUCUUUUAAUGAUGAAAUUAGAAGGUGAAGACGAAUUAAUUGUAGUGAAGACGAUAUUCAUUGCGUUGAAAAUGAAAUUUGAAUUCGUUAUUAUUUUAAGUAAACACUAUGAAGAAAAGGUAUUCCUUAAUUAUAUAUAUAUAUAUGUUACCGUGAAAGACCGAAAUUGGAGAAUGUCAACUUUCACCAGGAGAAUAUCAACAUU
Stegodyphus dumicola is the source of this 5598-nucleotide messenger RNA. RefSeq lists its product as uncharacterized. The record is from RefSeq and is a predicted model, not a curated record. NCBI's taxonomy places the organism in Eukaryota, Metazoa, Arthropoda, Arachnida, Araneae, Eresidae.